This is a messenger RNA of Alnus glutinosa, 819 nucleotides long. RefSeq lists its product as uncharacterized. The transcript has 2 exons. NCBI's taxonomy places the organism in Eukaryota, Viridiplantae, Streptophyta, Magnoliopsida, Fagales, Betulaceae. The coding region runs from base 1 to 819 and encodes 272 amino acids. The record is from RefSeq and is a predicted model, not a curated record.
AUGGCGCCCAAGAAACAAAGCGGCAAGCAGCAAGACCCAACGAAGCUCGAGUUGCCGCCAACGAUGGUGACUAGCCCAGGAGCUCGGCCAAGCGAGCGGCCAAGAAGGAAGAAGAGCACGGCUAAGUCGAAGCCCGAGUUGCCGAAGAAGAAGACAAAGAAGGCUGCAAAGAAGGAAGAAGAGCACAAGGAAAAAAACUCAGUCGAGUUCUUUCACUAUGACCGAAGGAACACAGGAAUAAACACAAAACAGAGACCACACAAACAGCCAGAGUCGGGGAGCGUCGUCACCGGAAACCGGCGCGUGCACAAGACGCGCCGUCACCGGAGUCGGCGCGUGCAGAAGACGCGCCGUCGUCAGAAGCUCUUGAGAAGCAGAGGAUGCUCGAAACCACCGAUCACCGUCAACCACCACCGAAAAAGACAGGCUGAGGCCCGCAAGCGCCAGCAGCGGGAGAAAAACUCCCUGGCGCGUGCUUGCCACGCGCCGCGCAAGAGGAACCACCACGGCCGUAGCUUGACACAACCGGACCAGAGGGAGCCGGCGACCACCAUCGAAGAGCGCGUGUCAACAAAGAACCCGCCGAGGUCCACAGAUCUAGCUCCAAAGAUACCCUCAACUUUAGCACGGCCAGACAAACCAUCGCCGGAGACACCACGAAAAGACCGCUCCCCUCAACCUACUGCUAGUGUAGCUUCUGCUAGAAAAACCAAACAAGAGAAAGCAAACAGAAAAAGGAAGAAACUCCAAAGCUCAAAGCUUGAAGGACAACAGCCACAACCGGAGACAAGCCAAGGGAACAGAACUCCACAGCCCUAG